CGUUGAAAUGCGGAACACGACGGAGUUCGAAAUUGCUGUCGACUGCGAUCGUGAGCGACGUCGCGACCGUCCACGAGCGUCCACGUCGCCGCGACGUGUCGCCGCCGACGCCGGCGGUGCGUUUGACAUUAGGAACCGUUGCGUCAGCUGCUUUAACGGGGCCGUCGCCGCCGCGCGAGCGAGAGUCGCGCGCGCCUCGCCGCGACGCAGCUACGCAGAAUGGGGUUAGGAAGCUUUCGAUGGCGUCUCGUUAUUAUUCUCAUCGUCGGCUUACUGCUCUGGCAAACCUCGAAGAUCUGGCUGGCGUUUCUGCAAGACGACGCCGCCACGCAAGAACUUCAGGUGACCCCGUCGAGCCAGAAGGAUAAGCCAGCUCGCCAGAAGGUGCACAUAGCCGUCUAUUACGAAGCUCUAUGCCCGGACUCGCGCAGCUUUGUGGUGAAACAGUUGGGGCCGACGUACCGCAAGCUUCCGGACAGCGUGGAGGUCGAAUUGAUACCGUAUGGAAAGGCCACAACAGUUAAAACGAACAACGGAUACGAGUUCGUGUGCCAGCAUGGACCGAUCGAGUGUCAGGCCAACAUAAUACACGCGUGCUCGAUCGACGUGAUCAAAGAGCCGUCGACACGACUGCAGUUCAUCACUUGCAUGAUCGAAAAUAACAUUGAGCCGGUAGAGAUAAUGAACACAUGCGCCGCGGACAUAUCCGUAGACCUGGAGUCUAUCAGGACAUGCUCCAACACCGCCAGGGGCAAGGAACUCCUUGCCAAGUACGGAGAGAUGACGAGCGCGCUGGUGUCACGCGUGUCCUUCAUACCAACGGUCACCCUCGACGGGAGCGCCGAGCACCAGGCGAAGAUACUGAAGAACUUGCUGAGGGAGGUGUGCCUGCACUUUAAAGUUAUACCAAAAGAAUGCGUGUCGUGAGGACACGCCUGGCGCGGCCCUAGCAACACAUAUCCGUGUAAUAAUCGAAUUUUGUUAUUGUAUUGCGUCGCAUGUUUCGGAGAGGUGUAUAUGAGAAAUAUAUUUUUCAAAAAUCU
Messenger RNA from Ooceraea biroi (clonal raider ant), 1043 nucleotides. Its product is annotated as GILT-like protein 1. Gene Ontology annotation, molecular function: oxidoreductase activity, acting on a sulfur group of donors, disulfide as acceptor. The record is from RefSeq and is a predicted model, not a curated record. Lineage: Eukaryota; Metazoa; Arthropoda; Insecta; Hymenoptera; Formicidae.